Messenger RNA from Caenorhabditis angaria, 898 nucleotides. The record is from the annotation of a GenBank genome assembly. Lineage: Eukaryota; Metazoa; Nematoda; Chromadorea; Rhabditida; Rhabditidae.
AUGAGAAGAAUCUUGAUUAUUUUUUUUACAAUUUCAAUUUCUCUUGUUGUUGCUCUUCCACCACCAGAAGGGCUCAAUUUGAAACGAGCCAAACAAAUUAGCCAAGAUGGAAAUGUUGAACAGGUAAGUGAGAAUCAAUAUAAUAUUUUCUAUAAAAAUUCACGAACUUUCAGCAUCACCCAGUUCCACCAAAUCUCCAAAUUCGAUCCCGAAUGAUGGCUGCUUUGAAUUCACAACAAACCGCAGUUAAUAUUGACAAAGCAAAUCAAUUCGCACAGCCAUUGAUUUUAACAAAAUCUAGCAAAAAAGUAAACUCUGCAAAACCUGUAAAAACUGUUGUUGUUGGAGGAGGAGCUGGAGCAAGUUCUACAACUGAAAGUGUGAAUACUGAUGUUGCAGUUACUUUGUCGCCGGAAGAUGUUAGAAAAGUAAGUUUUCUUUGGAAUUGAUUUGUGAGGAUGCAAAGACUGUUAGGUUAGCAAAUAAAACCUGAAAAGGCAGUGAGGGAAAAUCAUAUUUUUCAAGAAUUUUUUCGAAUUUGAAAUUUUGAUUAAAUCACCAAUUUUUGAGAAACCAUAAAAGGUUUCCAUUAAAAAUACUGGCAGUUUCCCGUAACACAUUGUGCUAUGCCACCAAAACUCCUUUUUUUCAGAAAUUCACAUCAAAAGGAAAUGAGAAGGUGAAUCUCAAAGUUCGUCCAGUUCUUCAAACUAAUUUCGUCGAUGCAAACGGUAAAGUUGUUCAUGAUGUUGUUGCGAUUCCGAUUCCAGUCUCUGACGGAGCAAUUCAUUCGAUCCCAAAGUCCUCAAAGAAUGCCACAUCAUCAUCUUCGAUUGUCGAAACUGAGAAGAAUGUGAAUGUCUCGUUCAGAUCUUCACUUCCACUCUGGCUAGUUUGA